Molecule: messenger RNA, 3219 nt
Organism: Suncus etruscus (white-toothed pygmy shrew)
Lineage: Eukaryota; Metazoa; Chordata; Mammalia; Eulipotyphla; Soricidae
Gene: SLC45A3
Product: solute carrier family 45 member 3
Exons: 5
Coding region: 261-1943 (560 amino acids)
Biological process (GO): transmembrane transport
Cellular component (GO): membrane
Molecular function (GO): sucrose:proton symporter activity
Source: RefSeq, a predicted model, not a curated record
GCGGCUGGCGCGCGUGGGGGCGCCGGGGGGGACGCGCGCACGCCGCCCCCGCUUGACAGCCGCGCGCUCGGCCAGGAGCUGAAGCCACAAGAGAUGGCCCAACCAAGUUGCCCCAUGAUGGCAGAUGCUUAGGAUGGGCUGAGACGCAGGACCUGCACACAGGCAGGCAGAAAUGGGCUCCUGGCUGGAUCUCAAGCAGUCAGGGGCAGCCAGGAGAAGCCUGGGCACCUGGAACAGGGCCGAGAGCAGACUGUGCUGGCAUGCGUGAGCCAGGGAGCCCUGCCUGCCCUUCCCCCAUGGCCCAGAGACUGUGGGGAAGCCGCCUGCUUCGGCAUCGGAAAACCCAGCUCCUGCUGGUCAACCUGCUGACCUUCGGCCUGGAGGUGUGUCUGGCCGCUGGUAUCACCUACGUGCCCCCACUGCUGCUGGAGGUCGGGGUGGAAGAGAAGUUCAUGACCAUGGUGCUGGGUAUUGGUCCAGUUCUGGGCCUAGUCUCGGUCCCUCUCCUGGGCUCAGCCAGUGACCACUGGUGUGGGCGCUAUGGUCGCCGGAGGCCCUUCAUCUGGGCCCUGUCAUUGGGCGUCCUGCUGAGCCUCUUCCUCAUCCCGAGAGCUGGCUGGCUGGCGGCGCUGCUGUGUGCUGAGCCCCGUCCCCUGGAGCUGGCGCUACUGAUCCUGGGUGUGGGGCUGCUGGACUUCUGCGGCCAGGUGUGCUUCACCCCUCUGGAGGCUCUGCUCUCUGACCUAUUUCGGGACCCGGACCACUGCCGUCAGGCCUUCUCCGUCUAUGCCUUCAUGAUAAGCCUCGGGGGCUGUCUGGGCUACCUCUUGCCAGCCAUCGACUGGGACAGCAGCGUGCUGGCCCCCUACCUGGGCACGCAGGAGGAGUGUCUCUUUGGUCUGCUCACGCUCAUCUUCCUCAGCUGCAUGGUGGCCACGCUGUUUGUGACAGAGGAGGCUGCCCUGAGCCCACCAGAGCCCGCGGAGGGGCUGGCAGUGUCCUCCUUGUUGCCCCACUGCUGCCCGUGCCGUACCCGCCUGGCUGUGCGGAACCUGGGUGCCCUGCUUCCUUGGCUGCACCAGCUCUGCUGCCGUGUGCCCCGUACCCUGCGCCGGCUCUUCGUGGCCGAGCUGUGCAGUUGGACAGCAUUCAUGACCUUCACGCUCUUCUACACAGACUUUGUGGGCGAGGGGCUGUACCAGGGCGUGCCCAGGGCUGAGCCGGGCACAGAAGCCCGGAGGCACUACGAUGAAGGGGUCCGCAUGGGCAGCCUGGGGCUGUUUCUGCAGUGCACCAUCUCCCUGCUCUUCUCUCUGGUCAUGGAUCGGCUGGUGCAGCGCUUCGGCACCCGCACCGUGUAUCUGGCCAGCGUGGUGGCGUUCCCGGUGGCUGCAGGUGCCAUGUGCCUGUCCCGCAGCGUGGCUGUAGUAACAGCCUCUGCCGCCCUCACCGGCUUCACCUUCUCUGCCCUGCAGAUCCUGCCCUACACCCUGGCCUCCUUGUACCACAGGGAGAAGCAGGUGUUCCUGUCCAGGUCCCGUGGCGAUGCUGGAAGUGGUGUCAGCGACGACAGCCUGCUAACCAGUUUUUCUGGACCCAAGACUGGGUCUCCCUUCCCCAAGGGACACUCGGGUGCCACUCUCCCAUCUUCCCCAGCGCUCUGCGGAGCCUCUGCCUGUGACAUCUCAAUGAGGGGGGUGGUGGGCGAGCAGCCCGAGGCCAGGAUUGUUCCAGGCCGGGGCAUCUGCCUUGACCUGGCCAUUCUGGACAGUGCUUUCCUGCUGUCCCAGGUGGCCCCAUCCCUCUUCAUGGGCUCCAUCGUUCAGCUCAGCCAGUCUGUCACGGCCUAUAUGGUAUCAGCCGCCGGCCUGGGGCUGGUCGCCAUUUACUUUGCGACACAGGUGAUAUUUGACAAAAGCGACUUGACCAAAUCCUCCGUGUAGAAGUUUCUCUGUCCAGAACAGGACCUGCCUUGGGGUCACUGACCUUAUUCGGGCCUGUGAACCUUUGAGGCUGUUGCUGCCAGAGUGAGGUGGCUCUUUGCUGCCACCGUGAGGUGCACAGCUGCACAGACAGGGUAAGGGAUUUCCUACACCCCUCGUGUCCAGUUUUUAGAACUGGAUGGUGGCUCCAAGUGAGCUGCAAUCUGGAAUUCUCUACAGGGAGGCCAGAGUGUAGAACGUUGGUUGGCACGGUGCACUGGUAUGCAACACUAGGCCGGGGCAUUAUAGGCUCAGGGUUACCAGUUCAGUGUCUUGGUAAGACAGACCCAGAGGAGGAACUUGGGAGCAUCCCUCACUUCCAAGUCCCUCUUUCACAGUUUCCUCAUUGUUGGUCUUGUGUAGGAGUUUUGAAACCUUUCUCUAUGGGAUUCCAGAAUAUGGAGGUUAGGAGGGAGAGUCCUUGGCACUCAGUGCUGUGCCCUUCUGCCUCUUUCCUCAGCUCUCCCUUUCCUUUUUGUCUGGAAUUGACUUGCUGGCCCUUGUGUUACUAACCUAUGGACAUGGGCCUUUACAUUGGGGGGUGGGGGUGGUUAUACCAGGCAAUGCACAGGGGUUACUCUUGGCUUUGCACUCAGGAACUAUUCCUGGUGGUGCUUGGGGGGUUUAUAUGGAAUGCCAGGGAUCGAGCCUGGGUUGGCCUACUCGCUGUACAUCUCUCCAGCCCAGGCGUUUUAGUCAUUUAACUUAUUUAAGUCAAAGGAACCGACUCCCAGCUCUGCUAAGUAGGUUCCAGUUGGGUGACAUUAAACUCCACCCCCCAGGUGCCUGUAUUCCUGAAAGAUCCGAUAAGUGGGCAGAGCAUUUCCAGAAUUCUCCCCAGCCCUCAAACUGCCCAGCUGAGUUUGGAAGCUCUGCUCACCCCUCGUGAUUCCCCAUAUCCUAUCACUCAAGGCUGUGGGACUCCCCCACACCUGUCAGGGAUGGCAAUGGAGCUGCUUCCUGCCUUUCCCCACCAGCUUCCCAGCCUUGGUCUUUUAUGGACCAGAAGCACAGAUAUGGGUCACUGACCUUCAUCCAGGCAUAUCUGUGCUUGGGGAGACUUGCACAGAAACUCAGGAGUACCCCCUGCCUGGGCAAGAGGUUUUCUCUCUGGGGGGGGGCUAAGUGCCGUUUGCAAUAAUGUAAUGUCUUAUUUAUUUAGUGGAGUAAAUAUUUUAUACUUUAUGUGAGCAAUCAGAAUGUUUAUGAUAAUGAAAUUAAAAGCUUUUAUGUUUGU